UGGAAGGGACCCUAUGGAUCGUCAUAUUCAGCCCCUGUCACGGAGGCACAGUGAGGAAUAAAACUCCAGCUUCGCAGCCGGAUAUCUAAACCACUAAGCUAUCCAGCAGUUCUAUGAUGUUCGGGGGCCUAUAUGCAAGGGGGAAGUUUCUUUCUUGCUUUUGUGUGCAUCUUUUCUGUGCACACACCCUUGUCGCCAGAGGUCCCCCUGCGACGAAGGAGCUGAUUCCAGUACCCCAGAGGACCACCCAGCGAUGACCAAGUUGAUGUUUUAAUGCUUAAGUGCCACGCCUUUUGAGAACUUUUUCAGAGACUCGGUUGGCUCUCGAGAGCGUCUUCUUUGCCUCUUUCUUUUCCAUACUCCCUCCUUGUUCUCCAUGGACAGGCUUCUCUUCCUCCUCGUCUCAUGGGAUGCCCAGUCGGGAAGCCAGGAUUAUCCUAGUCUUUUUCAAGAAGAUGCCAUUGGAUGGAGUUGACCCAAAUGGUCUCCCGGCUUGCUUGAUUUGAUCUGACCAUGGAUCUGGAAAGCAUUUAAAAGGAGGAAAGUCUUUGAAAGGUUCUGGAAGACAUUCUGGAGUUUCUUCCGUAGGUUCGAAUUUGUCUGUGGUAGAAAUGGCUUGUUGGCAACAGUGGGAACGUUGGUGUCUGUGACUGGUUUGGGAGGGAGGGUCCUGUCCCAAAUGAAGCCUAGUAUUUGACAGGACAGCAUUUCUCAUUGGCUUGAGUUUUCCCUCUCUGAGUUUUGGAUUACAAAUUGGAGAUGGCUUACUGGGCACCACCUUAUCUUUCCUCCUGAAAACCUACACCUCCUCUUUAGGAUGGCGGUCCACGAGAACACUUAGCCAGCUGCCAUCUUGGGAAAAAGAAGGGCUUCCUUGGGCCCCCUUCGACCGCUGCCCUGGAUCUCCCUGUGGGGGCUUGGGCCCCAGUCAGCGGCAUGACUGCUUGCCAGUAUCCUAUGGGGCCGGGCUCCUUGGAGCGGGACCGGAUGUACCAGCACAAGGUCUCCUUGGUAGUCCGAUACUUCAUGAUCCCCUGUAACAUCUGCCUCAUCCUUCUGGCCACCUCUACGCUGGGAUUUGCUGUCCUGCUUUUUCUUAACAACUACAAACCGGUGAACUAUUUUCCCCAGCCACCACCAACCACUCAGGAUGUGUGCCGAGGGGUCCUGUGCGGAUUCGGGGCAGUGUGCGAAAAGAACCCAACAGACUCCUCCCAGGGAGUGUGCGUGUGCAAGAAGACCACGUGCCCUUCGGUGGUGGCCCCGGUCUGCGGCUCAGACUAUUCUACAUACAGCAAUGAAUGUGAGCUGGAGAAGGCUCAGUGCAACCAGCAGCGCCGGAUCAAAGUCAUCAGCAAAGGGGCAUGCGGUUCAAAGGACCCCUGUGUAGAGGUGACAUGCAGCUUUGGCAGCACGUGUGCCCGAUCCACCGAUGGGCUCUCAGCUAAGUGCAUCUGCCCGUCAUCCUGUAGCGGCGUUCCCGAGAACACGGUGUGCGGCAGUGAUGGCAAGGAUUACCGCAGCGAGUGCCACCUCAACAGGCAUGCCUGUGACAAGCAAGAAAACAUAUUCAAGAAGUUUGAUGGGCCUUGUGACCCCUGCAAAAGCACCCACAACGAUAUGAACAGAGUUUGCCGGGUUAAUCCUCGCACUCGGCGCGCUGAGCUUCUGUCCCGGCCUGAAAGCUGCCCCAAGAAGUGGGACCCAGUGUGUGGUGAUGAUGGUGUGACCUACGACAAUGACUGUGUGAUGGUGAAGUCGGGCGCCAUUCGUGGGAUGGAGAUCCAGAAGGUGCGUUCCGGACAGUGCCAGUUCCAGGAUAAGUGCAAGGAUGAGUGCCGAUUUCAUGGCGUGUGCCUCAACCGCCGGGGGGUGGCCCGUUGCUCGUGUGAGCGCGUCCUCUGCGACGGCGCCUACCGACCUCUCUGCGGCAGGGACAGCCGGACCUACGCCAACGACUGCGAGCGGCAGAAAGCCGAGUGUCAGCAGAGAUUGGCCAUCCCGGUCAAGCACCAAGGCCCUUGUGAUCUCGGCACGCCGAGCCCAUGCCUGAGUGUUGAGUGCACUUUUGGGUCGACCUGCGUGGUGAAGAACCAGGAGGCGGUCUGCGAGUGCCAGCAGGUGUGCCAGAGUGUUUACGACCCAGUCUGCGGCAGCGACCACCUCACCUACGGCAACCCGUGCGAGUUGGAAGCCAUGGCUUGUGCCCUGCGGAAAGAAAUUAGGGUGAAGCACAAGGGCCCGUGCGACCGCUGUGGGAAGUGUCAGUUCGGCGCCAUCUGUGAGGCAGAGACGGGGAGGUGCGUGUGCCCCACGGAAUGCGUCCCCUCCUCUCAGCCCGUCUGUGGCACGGACGGAAACACCUACCGGAACGAGUGCGAACUCCAUGUGCGGGCCUGCACCCAGCAGACCAGUAUCACUGUAGCGGCUCAAGGCGAUUGCAAAACCUGUGGGGACACCGUGUGCUCCUUUGGGGCCAAAUGUGUGGGCGGGCAGUGCGUGUGCCCACGUUGCGAGAAGCAGCCCUUGGCCCAAGUGUGUGGGAGCGACGGGAUCACCUAUGACAAUCCGUGCGAGCUGCAGGCGGCGGCCUGCCAACAGAAGGAGGAGAUCGAGGUCUCUAAGAGGGGCCCCUGUGAUGAAGAAUGUAGCUCAGGAGGAGGCUCCGGCUCUGGGGACUCGAACGAGUGUGGCCGGGAGGUCUGCCGGCAGUACGGAGGCUCCUGGGAUGAUGACGUGGAGGAUGAUCGCUGCGUGUGUGACUACACCUGUGGAACUGUGCCAAGGAACUUGGUCUGCGGCUCUGACGGGGUGACCUAUGCCAACGAGUGUGAGCUCAAGAAGACGCGCUGUGAGAAACGGCAAGAUAUCUAUGUGGCGAGUCAGGGGGCCUGCCGAGAAGUCACCAAGGUUCUGCCUCUCCCUGAUGUCCUCCACUGCAGCCAGACCGUUUAUGGAUGCUGCCCGGACAACCUGACCUUGGCUCUCGGGGUCGGCUCUGCCGGCUGCCCCAGUACCUGCCACUGCAACCCUUACGGCUCCUAUGGAGGAGGUUGUGAUCCUGCCACUGGCCAGUGCUCCUGCAAGCCUGGUGUCGGGGGCCUGAAAUGUGACCGCUGCGAACCUGGCCUCUGGAACUUCCGCGGCAUUGUCACCGACGGCAAGAGCGGCUGCACGCCUUGUCACUGUGACCCCGUGGGCUCCGUGCGCGACGACUGCGAGCAGAUGACCGGCUUGUGCUCCUGCAAAGCGGGCGUCACCGGCAUGAAAUGCAACCAGUGUCCCAACGGGAGCAAGCUGGGGGUGUCCGGCUGCGAAAAAGACCCCUCGGCCGCUUCGUCCUGUGUCGAAAUGGUGUGUGAGUUUGGGGCGUCGUGCGUGGAAGUGAACGGCUUGGCCCACUGUGAGUGCCCGUCUCCUCUCUGCCGAGAGGCCAACAUGAGCAAGGUCUGUGGUUCUGAUGGCAUCACCUACGGCGAUCAGUGCCAACUGCGGACCAUCGCCUGCCGGCAAGGGAAAGUCAUAGAAGUGAAACAUUUUGGGCAGUGUCAGGAGUCUCUCAUGCAUUCCAGCCACACCACGCCACCCACAACACUACGGCCCCUGGACUCCCUUCUCCUCCCUCCGCCCCCACGAACCACUCCUCCAGUUUCUGAGCCGGCAAAGACCGCCACGGGCUCCCAGCAUUUUGCAGGCAAAGCCUUCCAUCCGAGCCACCCGGCCACGAGGCGGGUGGGCACCACCCCUCACCCGGCCACAACGUCCUGGACCACGCACAGCGUUCGCCAGACGUCCAUUCGUCCUCUCUCCACUGCCCCGGUCACCCCUGCCGCCAGCCAGCCAGCUUACAGCGAGUCCGGCAGCGCGGAAGGCAGCGGGGAGCCAGAGAUGGGCGCCAGCGGAGACCAAGAAGGCAGCGGCACGGGAUCUGCCGGCGAUGACGAGACAGAAGAAAGAAGGGUCGUGGGCACCCCAGUCAUAGAGAGAGCCACCUGUUACAACACCCCCCUAGGAUGCUGCUCUGAUGGCAAGACUCCUGCAGCCGAUACAGAGGGAAGCAAUUGCCCAGCCACCAAAGUGUUCCAGGGGGUCCUGAUUUUGGAAGAGGUGGAAGGCCAAGAGCUUUUCUACACGCCGGAGAUGGCCGACCCCAAAUCGGAACUUUUUGGGGAGACCGCCAGGAGCAUCGAAAGUGCGCUGGACGAACUUUUCCGCAACUCUGACGUCAAGAAGGAUUUCAAGAGCAUCCGGGUGCGAGACCUGGGGCAGAGCAAUGCCGUGCGUGUCAUUGUGGAGGCUCAUUUCGACCCCGCCACCGCCUCCACAGCGGCCGACAUCCAGAGGGCUCUUCUGAAGCAGAUCAAAGCGGCCAAGAAGAAGACCAUUCUGGUGAAGCGGCCACAGCAGGAGAACAUCAAAUUCAUGGACUUUGACUGGAUACCUCAGCUCUUCACCACGACCACGACCACCAGCACAGCCACCACCGUGGCGCCGGCAACUGCUGCCCCGACCCGCCGCUUCACCGCCGCCCCCCGGGUCCUGUACCCGGGGAGGACUCCCAGCAAAAUCUCCCUCGCACUCACCACCAAGAGGCCUGCGACCACUGCGCCGGCCACCACAGCCCGGAAGAAGCCGGUGCGGCCACCCCCGGCCACCAAGAAGCCGUCCCGGCCCUGUGAGUCCCACCCAUGCCUCCACGGCGGCACGUGUGAGGAUGAUGGCCGGGACUUCACCUGCAGCUGUCCAGCUGGCAAGGGAGGAGCUGUCUGUGAGAAAUCCAUCAGGUACUUCAUCCCCAGUUUCGGCGGGAAGUCCUACCUGGCGUUCAAAAUGAUGAAGGCCUACCACACGGUGCGGAUCGCCCUGGAAUUCCGGGCCUCCGACCUCAGCGGGCUCCUCUUGUACGACGGGCAGAGCCACGGCAAGGACUUCCUCUCUCUGGCGCUGGUGAAUGGCUUCAUAGAGCUCAGGUUCAACACCGGCUCUGGGACAGGCAUCAUCACGAGCCGGGUCCCCGUCGAGCCCGGGAAGUGGCACCAGCUGGUGGUCAACCGCAACCGAAGGAACGGCAUGCUCUCUGUGGAUGGAGAGCCGCCCGUCCACGGCGAGAGCCCCAGCGGCACGGAUGGGCUGAACCUGGACACCGACCUCUUUGUCGGAGGGGCUCCGGAAGAUCAAAUAGCCACGGUAGCCGAGCGUACCUCGGUCACCACUGGCCUGAAAGGCUGCAUCCGCCUCUUAGACGUGAACAACCAGAUGUACGACCUGCGGGAGAAAGGCAGUGACGUCCUGUACGGCAGCGGGGUGGGCGAGUGCGGCAACAACCCUUGCCACCCCAACCCCUGCCACCACGGCGGCCUCUGCCACGUCAAGGAGGCAGAGAUGUUCCACUGUGAAUGCCUGAACGGUUACACAGGGCCAACCUGCGCCGACGAGAGGAACCCCUGCGACCCCAACCCCUGCCACAUUUCUGCCACCUGCUUGGUGCUGCCGGAAGGGGGUGCCAAGUGCGAAUGCCCCAUGGGGAGGGAAGGCGAGUUCUGCGAGUCAGUCACAGAACUGGACCAGACGGUGCCCUUCCUGCCGGAGUUUAAUGGUUUCUCCUACCUGGCACUGAAUGGGCUGCAGACCUUUGUGCCAGACUUGCAGGACAAAAUGAAUAUGGAAGUGGUCUUCCUAGCAAAGAGCCCAAGUGGCAUGAUCUUCUACAAUGGGCAGAAGACAGAUGGCAAAGGGGACUUUGUCUCCCUGGCGCUGCACGAUGGACACCUCGAAUACAGAUAUGACCUGGGCAAAGGAGCAGCUGUCAUCAAGAGCAAAGAGCCAGUCCCCUUGAACACCUGGGUCAGUGUCUUGCUGGAAAGAAACGCACGCAAAGGGGUGAUGAGAAUCAACAAUGGCGAGCGGAUCAUGGGGGAGUCCCCGAAAUCCCGUAAGCUGCCGCACACGUCCCUCAACCUGAAGGAGCCUCUCUAUGUCGGUGGAGCGCCCGACUUCAGCAAACUGGCUCGUGCUGCGGCCGUGUCCAGCAGCUUUGAUGGGGCCAUCCAGAAGAUUUCCAUCAAAGGCAUCCAGGUGCUGAGGGAAGAGAACAUCCGAAGCGCCCUGGAGAUCUCCACCUUCCGCUCCCACCCGUGCACUCAGAAACCCAGCCCCUGCCAGAACGGGGGGAUGUGCCACCCCCGCAUGGAGGGCUACGAGUGCACCUGCCAGAGAGGCUUCUUUGGGGCCCACUGUGAGAAAGUCCUCAUUGAGAAGGCUGCUGGGGACUCUGAAGCCAUUGCCUUCAACGGCAGGACAUACAUUGAAUACCACAAUGCUGUAACCAAGAGCCAACUGACCAAUGAGAUUCCAGCUCCUGAUGCUCUGGACUACCCGAUGGAUAUCAGUGAGAAGGCCCUGCAGUCGAAUCACUUUGAGCUGAGCAUCAAGACGGAAGCCACGCAAGGCCUCAUCCUGUGGAGCGGAAAGGCUCUGGACCGCUCGGACUACAUCGCCCUGGCGAUCGUGGACGGACGGGUGCAGAUGACUUACGAUCUCGGCUCCAAGCCGGUGGUCCUACGCUCCACGGUCCCCGUCAACACGAACCAGUGGAUCCAGAUCAAAGCUUUUAGAGUGCAUCGGGAAGGCUCCCUGCAGGUCGGCAACGAAGCCCCCAUCACGGGCUCCUCCCCUCUGGGAGCAACGCAGCUGGACACAGACGGAGCCCUUUGGCUGGGAGGACUAGAGAAGCUCGGCGUGUCCCACAAGCUCCCCAAAGCCUACAGCACCGGCUACGUCGGCUGCAUAAGAGAUGUCAUCGUUGACCGCCAAGAACUGCAUUUGGUGGAGGACGCUCUGAACAACCCCACCGUAUUACAGUGCUCAGCCAAAUAAAGCGGGCGCCGCUCUGCCCCCCUCCCUCCCUCCGCCUCUCCCCCCUCCCUUCCCUCUCUCUUCCCUCCGCCUCCCUGGCUAUUGCUGUAAUUAUUUUCUAUUUUUGUAAACUUAUUGCUUUUUAUAUUUUUGUGGGGAGGGGAUGGGAGGGGGGAAAAGCAGGGAGGAAGCAAAGGAGGUAGAAGAGAGAACUUUUGGGGAAAGGGGUGUUUAUUUUUGGUUACGCGUUCGGUUGCACCGUUAUCUCAUCCAAGCCAGUUGGACUCUCUGAGCGACAGCCAAGCCUCCAUUUUUUAUUUUUUAUUUUUAAUUAAACAAACAAACAAAAAAACACCACCACCACCGACGAAAACAAAACUCCCAAGACGUGACCAAGAAACAAACUCUUUCCUUUCGGCCCGCAUCCUGCUUUCUGAAGGUCGUCUUCUGCUGCAAGUGUCAUUCAUACUUGAAAACCUGUUUCCAAAAAUCUGUUCGCACCCCGGAAGAGAAAAUGAAACGUUCACCCACCGUGAACUGUAGCCCAGAAAAGGACGGGGGUCAAAUUUUCAAAGCUGUCUGCAAUCCUGGCGACGCACGAAGCAUCCAGGGCCCCUUAAAGACCCCUGGGGGGGGCACGGAAGGAGAGGCGUGACGGAGCAAACAUGGAACGGAUUGGGGCCCUGAGGCCAAAAGAGACACCAGCUGAUGGGGUCCUAUGAAGCUGGACCCCCCCCCAAAAAAAAUAACAGCCCAAGACCCACUGCCAGCAACGGCAACAGCUGGGUUUCACCUCACCCUUAAGUCUUCCUUAGGCUUGCUAUUAUCCUCUUGUAUGUAUUCACCAUUAGGAUGACAAAACACUGAACAUGGUGCAUUUCCCCCCCCC
Molecule: messenger RNA, 7744 nt
Organism: Pogona vitticeps (central bearded dragon)
Lineage: Eukaryota; Metazoa; Chordata; Lepidosauria; Squamata; Agamidae
Source: RefSeq, a predicted model, not a curated record